Orycteropus afer afer is the source of this 1200-nucleotide messenger RNA. RefSeq names its product serpin family E member 2 (gene SERPINE2). Gene Ontology annotation, molecular function: serine-type endopeptidase inhibitor activity. Lineage: Eukaryota; Metazoa; Chordata; Mammalia; Tubulidentata; Orycteropodidae. The record is from RefSeq and is a predicted model, not a curated record. Gene Ontology annotation, biological process: negative regulation of endopeptidase activity; negative regulation of plasminogen activation.
GAAGGAACCAUGAGUUGGCAUUUUCCGCUCUUCCUCUUGGCCACAGUGACUUCACCCUCAGUCUGCUCCAAGUUCAGUCCACUGUCUCUUGAGGAGCUUGGCUCUGACAUUGGAAUCCAGGUUUUCAAUGAGAUCAUCAAGUCCCAGCCUCAGGAGAAUGUUGUCGUUUCCCCCCAUGGAAUUGCAUCCGCCCUGGGGAUGCUUCAGCUGGGGGCCGAUGGCAGGACAAAGAAGCAGCUCACCAUGAUGAUGCGAUAUAACGUGAAUGGAGUCGGCAAAGUGUUAAAGAAGAUCAACAAGGCCAUCGUCUCCAAGAAGAAUAAAGAUAUUGUGACCGUGGCUAAUGCAGUGUUUGUUAAGAAUGGCUUUAAGAUGGAAGCGCCCUUUGUGACGAGGAACAGAGAUGUGUUUCAGUGUAAAGUCCGGAAUGUGAGCUUUGAGGACCCAGCCUCUGCCUGUGACUCCAUCAACCUGUGGGUGAAAAAUGAGACCAGGGGUAUGAUUGACAAUCUCCUCUCGCCCGAUCUCAUCAGUAACGAGCUCACCAGGCUAGUCCUUGUCAAUGCUGUGUAUUUUAAGGGUUUGUGGAAAUCACGGUUUCAACCUGAGAACACAAAGAAACGGACAUUUGUAGCCGCUGAUGGGAAGUCCUACCCAGUGCCGAUGCUGGCCCAACUUUCCGUGUUCCGGUGUGGGUCCACGAGCACCCCCAAUGAUUUGUGGUACAACUUCAUCGAGCUGCCUUACCAUGGGGAGAGCAUCAGCAUGCUGAUCGCGCUGCCGACAGAGAGCUCCACACCCCUGUCAGCCAUCAUCCCUCACAUCAGCACCAAGACCGUAGACAGUUGGAUGAAAACCAUGGUACCCAAAAGGGUGCAGGUGAUCUUGCCCAUAAGUACUCUUCCCUUAAAGGAAAAAAGCAUGGGUCUGUCAAUGGUAUGAACUGUGUUAAUAACAGACAACAUGUGGCUAAAUCAUGGGCCAUUACAAAGGUCAGAAAACCUUCAUGUCUCUCACAUCAUGCAAAAAGCAAAAAUUGAAGUCAGUGAAGAUGGAACCAAAGCUUCAGCAGCAACAACUGCCAUUCUGAUCGCAAGGUCGUCACCGCCGUGGUUUAUAGUAGACAGGCCUUUUCUAUUUUUCAUCCGACAUAAUCCUACAGGUGCUGUCUUAUUCAUGGGGCAGAUAAACAAACCCUGA